GUCUCUUGCUAAACCAAAAGGUCGAGACUUUUGCUCUCUUUAGAAAUCAAAGAGCUCCUCUUCAGAUUCUCUGUGUCCAGUAAAAAUCCACAUAGACGUGCUCGUCUUCAUGGAUGUCCCUCCAUGCCCUCACUUUCUCUCUCUUUAGAGCGUUGUCGUUUUCUCUCUCUCUGCUUUUAGUCAAAUCUCAUACCAAACUAUUUUGGCCACUAUCAGAGUAGCCUAUUUAGGCCUUUGUACUUCUUCUUCUUCCUCUACAUCAUUUAGCUUGCAUACAAUCCCAAGUUCCCAACUUUGGAUUGAGCUUUGCAAGGAGUUACUGGGCUUUUUGGCCUUCUGGGUUGGGGUUUCAGCUGCAGAAGAGCAUUCACAGAGAGCAGAACAAAGUGAGGCGAUUAGCUUAAAGCUUUUGGGGUUUCAGAUGCUGUAUUUGAAAUGUUAACAUAGGAAUCAGCUUUCUGUCUUUUGAGAAUUAAAAGGAAAACUGGAGUCUGUGUUCACUCUCCAAAAUUUCCAUCGUCAUGGGAACAAUGACUACGCCUAUUCCUGGUGUGGCGUCUAAUUUUGAUGAGGUUUCUAUGCAUCAGAGCCUGCUCUUCUCUGAUAGUCUCAAGGAUUUGAAGAAUUUGAGGUCUCAAUUAUACUCAGCAGCGGAGUACUUUGAACUUUCUUAUACAAAUGAUGACCAAAAACAUACAGUGGUAGAAACAUUGAAAGAUUAUGCCAUUAAAGCUCUUGUGAAUACGGUGGACCAUUUGGGUUCUGUGACAUAUAAGGUGAAUGAUCUCUUGGAUGAAAAAGUGGAUGAAGUUUCUGGCACAGAAUUUCGAGUUUCUUGCAUUGAACAGAGGCUGAAGACAUGUCAAGAAUAUAUUGAUCAUGAGGGCCUUUCCCAACAGUCAUCAGUGAUAGAUACUCCCAAAUACCACAAGCGGUAUAUCUUGCCAGGCAAUAAUACUUCACUGUCCUCUCAAUUUAACUUCUAUCUCUUUGAUCAGUCUACAUUUUAUAAGAUUUUCCCUUCCCUUGAAAUUGUCGACAAAGAUGAAUACUAUUCUGACGACUCAAAUUUUUGUUCAGUUGGUGAGACCAUGGGGGGAUCCAACAAAACUAAAUCUAAAUACAAAGGAUGCAACUUAGACAAUGAAGAUGAAUGGCAUCAAUUUCGGAAUGCUGUUCGUGCUACAAUCAGAGAAACACCACCAACUACAGUCAGUAGAGGGCGAUCUCCAUCUCCGCAACCUCAAAGACCUGCAGUUUUUUCAUUUACGUCUAGCAUGCCCAAGAAAGAAUUAGAUAAGCGAACAGUUUCACCUCAUCGGUUUCCACUUUUACGGUCUGGAUCUCUUGCAAGUAGGCCGACAACUCCAAGCAAAAGUCGAUCAACUACCCCAAAUUCAAGUAGACCAACGACACCAAAUCUCACUAAUGCAAGACGGCGGUACCCUUCAGAGCCUCGAAAAUCAGCUUCAAUGCGGCUACCUGCUGAAAAAGAGAAUAACAGAGAGGUUGAACAAUAUCCCAGCAAAAGUAAACGCCUCCUCAAAGCCUUGCUUAGCCGGCGCAAGUCAAAGAAAGAUGACAUGUUAUACACUUUCUUGGACGAAUACUAAGAGAAUGGUCAAUGAAAGUUGGAAAAUACUGGAUCAUUUGCCUUCAUCUGUUCCCUUUGGCUUAAUACAGACGUAUGUACUUUUCUUUUCAAAGUUUGCUGCUUUUUAUAGAGAAAUGUAUGCGUCAACUCUUUAUAAACAUCAUAUAUCAAUUGUUAUA
This is a messenger RNA of Argentina anserina (silverweed cinquefoil), 1773 nucleotides long. Its product is annotated as protein ABIL2-like. The transcript has 10 exons. The record is from RefSeq and is a predicted model, not a curated record. NCBI's taxonomy places the organism in Eukaryota, Viridiplantae, Streptophyta, Magnoliopsida, Rosales, Rosaceae. The coding region runs from base 522 to 1613 and encodes 363 amino acids.